UUCCCUCCCAGAGCGCUGCCCAAAUCCCGCUCCCAGGCAGCUAAUCACCGCCACUGCAGCGCGGGGGGAGCAGCCCUGGAGCUGGGCUUGUCCAACUCAUAGCUCUCCACACGCCCAGCGGCUCUGUCCGUCCAUUUGUCUGUCCAUCCGUUGUCUGUCCAUCUAAUCCAAGGGAGGCAGCAGGAGCACGGCCGGCACAAUGCACAUGCGGGGGCUGUUGGGACUGGUGCUGCUGAUGGUGUCGGUGGGCUCCCUGCCCAGUCUGCGGCCCGCCACCCCCCCAGCCCUGUGGAGCUCCUCGGGCAGCCCUGUUUUGUGCCUCCUGCCCCGUUCUGAAGCAGAGCUCCGGUGCCGUGUCCCAGGGGGCCCACUGUGUAGCGGCAGGGGCAGGUGCGACUGCGGGGUCUGCAUCUGCCAAGUGACGGAGGCUGGCAAAUAUUAUGGGCCGCUAUGCGAGUGCCAAGAUUGGGUGUGUGAGAUCUACGACGGGAAGGUCUGUGCAGGUCUUCCUCCAUUGCCUGUGCAUGUGGUCUUCGUCACAGUUCUUCUGCACAUUCAUGGAAAGGGAAUGUGA
Messenger RNA from Phasianus colchicus (ring-necked pheasant), 574 nucleotides. Lineage: Eukaryota; Metazoa; Chordata; Aves; Galliformes; Phasianidae. The record is from RefSeq and is a predicted model, not a curated record.